UUUACCGGUGGAGACACAUUGAUCCAUUUAUGUCUUGAAUUAUUAUUAAUGAGUCAAAAAAAUAAAAAAAUACAAAGAAAGGGUUGUGUCCCUUAUUAAACACAAAGUAGAGAGAUGCUCAAAUCACACAACUGCUAUGUGCUAACAAAACAUAAAUAAUGGAAAUGAUAUUAGUCUCUUUGUGCUUAGCCACCUUCUUGUCCCUUCUCUUCUUAAAACCACUCCUUGAACGAAUCACCCCCACUAAGCGUAAGUUACCACCAUCUCCAUGGUGGUCGCUUCCGGUGAUCGGAAACCUCCACCAGCUCGGUCCCAACACUCACCGGUCUCUCCAUUCUCUCAGCCUCCGGUAUGGACCACUCAUGCUCCUUCAUUUAGGACGUGUCCCUGUUCUCGUUGUCUCUUGUCCAGAAGUUACUCAUGACAUCGUGAAAACACACGACCUCAAAUUUGCAAACCGCCAGGAUUUAAAAGCUAUUGGCAUAUAUAUGAAAGGUGGGCGUGAUAUAAUCUUUGCCCCGUCCGGAGAAGAUUGGAAGAACAUGAAGAGUUUGUGCAUGAUGCAUCUGUUCAACAACAAAAUGGUUCGGUCCUUUGAGAAGCUAAGAGAAGAAGAGAUAAAAGUAAUAACAAAGAAGCUAGAAGAAGCAUGUUCAUCUUCUUCAUCAGUAAAUCUAAGGAAACUGCUUAUGACUCUUACCAACGAUAUCAUGUGCAGAAUCAUCUUGGGAAGAAAAUACAACAGCGAGGAAGGUGGAAUUGAUAUCAAGAACUUAGUAGUGACAUUACAUGAGUGCUUUGGCAAAUUCUUUGUCGGAGAUUUUAUUCCCAGCUUGGCAUGGAUAGAUAGGAUCAGUGGCGUAGAUGCUAAAAUGGAAGACAUAAAUAAUAAGUUAAAUGGAUUUUUAGACAGCGUGGUGCAAGAACAUGCCGAUCGCGAAGAGUCAUCAGAUUUUGUUGAUAUGUUGCUAUCGAUUCAAAAAGAUCAAACCAAACGAUUUGGACUUGACAGAGGUGACAUAAUACUCAUCCUUAAGGAUAUGUUUUUUGCAGGAACAUUAACAAAUUUCUCAGUACUAGAAUGGACAAUGACAGAACUUAUGAGGCAUCCAGAGUGUAUGAAAAAACUACAAGAUGAGAUUAAUUCAGUGUCAGCUCAUAACUCAAAUGUAACAGAGAAAGAAGUUGAAAAAAUGGACUAUUUACAAUGUGUGAUCAAGGAGGGGCUACGGCUGCAUCCCGCUGCUCCAUUAUUGUCAAGGAUAUCUACUGAAGACAUCAAAUUAAAGGGAUUUGAUAUUGCUGCUGGGACACAGGUACUAAUCAAUGCUUCGUCAAUUCUACGAAACCCUGCUAUAUGGGGACAUGAUGCAGAAGAGUUUAAACCGGAGAGGCAUAUUGGUUCGAAUUCGGAAUUUAUCGGUAAUGAUUCAAAGUUCCUUCCAUUUGGAGCGGGAAGAAGAGUUUGCCCCGGACUGGGGUUUUCUAUUGUCUUGUCAAAAUUAACACUAGCCAACCUUGUGAAACGGUUCAACUGGAGAGUUACGGUCGGACCAGGGGAAGAUGAUAAGCCUGAUCUAGCUGAAGCCUCGUCUGGUAUUGAUGUUCGCCGCAAGUUUCCACUCAUUGUCUUUCCCUCACUUGUGCACGCAUGAAGGUAUUAAUACACCUUGAUGAUAAGAUACAUAUACUUAACGUGUCCAGUUCACUAGCUUGUCCCAUGAUGAUGAGUGUGAGUAGCUUUGCUUUUAUGUUCCUUUAUAACGUAGUACUUUUACUAUUUUGUGGUCUGCAUACUUCUUAAGUAAACUUAUUCGUGA
Molecule: messenger RNA, 1820 nt
Organism: Camelina sativa (false flax)
Lineage: Eukaryota; Viridiplantae; Streptophyta; Magnoliopsida; Brassicales; Brassicaceae
Product: cytochrome P450 71A27
Molecular function (GO): heme binding; oxidoreductase activity, acting on paired donors, with incorporation or reduction of molecular oxygen; monooxygenase activity
Source: RefSeq, a predicted model, not a curated record